AUGAACACACGACUCUCUGCUUCCAACUUCUUGCUCUUCAGAUGGCAUAACAUAAGCCAUCAAAGACUACCACAUGGCCCGGUUUCUGAGAAAGAAAUAUCACUGGUUUGCCUCCUAAGCCCAAGUUAUAGAUCCGUUGCCUACUUCGUCAACUGGGGAAUUUAUGGCCGCAAGUUUAAUCCUCAAGACCUUCCUGUUGAGAGGCUUACUCAUGUCCUCUAUGCAUUUGCCAAUGUGCGGAAUGAAACCGGAGAGGUGUAUCUUUCUGAUACCUAUGCAGACUUGGAGAAGCAUUACCCCGGCGAUUCCUGGUCUGAAGCAGGUAACAAUGUCUACGGAUGCGUGAAACAACUAUAUUUGUUGAAGAAAAGAAACCGGAACCUUAAAGUGCUUCUAUCCAUUGGGGGAUGGACAUAUUCUCAAAAUUUUGCUUCACCAGCCGCCACAGAUCCAGGGCGGAAAACAUUCGUUCAGAGCUCCGUGAAGCUGCUCCAGGACCUGGGGCUGGACGGGCUAGAUAUCGAUUGGGAAGCAAGUUACAGCAGUCUCUCCUCUCCGCGUUACUAUCCUGAAAAUGAUAGAGAGGCGAGUGAUUUUGCUCUCCUUUUACGAGAGCUAAGGGCCGCUCUUGACAAUUAUGGCGCCAAUCAUGCUGCUGGGAAAAGGUUCCUUCUUACAGUGGCAUCCCCGGCCGAUCCGCAAAAGAUCAGUACUUUUCAUCUUAAAGACAUGGACCCCUAUUUGGACUUCUGGAAUCUCAUGGCUUACGAUUACGCAGGAGGUACAUUUUCGGAGUACACUGGACAUCAGGCAAACCUAUUCAAGAGCAGCUCUAACCAGCAGUCCACGCCAUUCAAUACGGAAGAGGCUCUCGAGAAUUAUCUUAAUCGCGGAGUUAUACCAAGCAAGAUUGUUCUGGGUAUGCCUCUUUAUGGUCGGGCAUUCACAAAUACAACGGGCCCUGGUAAACCAUUUUCCGGCAUAGGUGAAGGCAGCUGGGAAGACGGCGUCUGGGACUACAAGGCUCUGCCGCGGCCGGGAGCCGAAGAACACACAGACGACAGCAUAAUUGCAAGCUACAGUUACGACUCAGAGCGGACCUUUAUCAGCUACGAUAGUCCUCUGGUUGCAGAGUGUAAAGCAGAAUACAUUAGGCUCAAAGGGCUAGGAGGUGGUAUGUGGUGGGAGAGUAGUGCGGAUAAGCCAGGAGAAGAUAGUCUGAUAACGACAGUCGUUGAAGCACUCGGAGGCGUGGGUGCGUUGGAGCAAAAACAGAAUCAGCUGGACUACCCUCUUUCCCGAUACGACAAUAUACGGAGUAGGAUGCAAGAAUAG
Molecule: messenger RNA, 1335 nt
Organism: Aspergillus fumigatus Af293
Lineage: Eukaryota; Fungi; Ascomycota; Eurotiomycetes; Eurotiales; Aspergillaceae
Product: putative class V chitinase
Exons: 7
Coding region: 1-1335 (444 amino acids)
Biological process (GO): chitin catabolic process; carbohydrate metabolic process
Cellular component (GO): extracellular region
Molecular function (GO): chitin binding; chitinase activity
Source: RefSeq, a predicted model, not a curated record